AUGCUCACCAUGACCGGGCAUGCGAAGAAACUCAGUGACUUGGGAAUAGUGAUUCCUAACAGACUGGGGAUUAAUCGUGUCCUUCAAUCACUGCCACCAAGUUACAAGAACUUUGUGAUGAACUACAAUAUGCAGAACAUGAACAAGGAGUUACCUGAACUCUUUGGCAUGCUAAAAGCUGCUGAGAUUGAGAUCAAGAAAGAGCACCAAGUGUUGAUGGUCAACAAGACCACCAGUUUCAAGAAACAGGGCAAGUCUAAGGGAAAAUUCAAGAAGGGUGGCAAGAAAGCUGCCACACCUCCUAUGAAACCUAAGAACGGCCCUAAGCCUGAUGCUGAGUGCUAUUACUGCAAGGAGAAGGGACACUGGAAGCGUAAUUGCUCCAAGUAUCUGGCUGAUCUGAAGAGCGGCCUUGUCAAGAAGAAGAAAGAAGGAACUAAAGAAUAAACGAAGACUACUGAAAGAUGAAGUGACGAUGCGCGUUGGAAAUGGAUCCAAAGUCGAUGUGAUCGCUGUCGGCACACUUCCUCUACAUCUACCUUCGGGAUUAGUUUUAAGCCUAAAUAAUUGUUAUUUUGUACCUGCGUUGAGCAUGAACAUUAUAUCUGGAUCUUGUUUAAUGCA
Molecule: messenger RNA, 624 nt
Organism: Lolium perenne
Lineage: Eukaryota; Viridiplantae; Streptophyta; Magnoliopsida; Poales; Poaceae
Source: RefSeq, a predicted model, not a curated record